Mya arenaria is the source of this 1071-nucleotide messenger RNA. RefSeq lists its product as uncharacterized. Bases 208 to 762 code for a protein of 184 amino acids. NCBI's taxonomy places the organism in Eukaryota, Metazoa, Mollusca, Bivalvia, Myida, Myidae. The record is from RefSeq and is a predicted model, not a curated record. The transcript has 4 exons.
GCAUGAAUUCUAUUGUUUGAAAAUUAAAUAAAAGCAUGUAUUAUGUAUAAUCCAUUACGACAGAUUGAUUGAAAUAAGGACAAUCAUUAUGAUCGUUGAUUGGAAAUGGAAAUUUAGUUUAUUAAAGGUAGUUAAAAAUGAUGCUAAACCAUUAGCGCCAAAGACAAAAUAAACUGAUAAAAGUGAUUUUUAAAGUUAACGUAAGGCAUGGAGAAUCUACAAGAUGGAUGUCGCGUUUUGCUGUUUCUCAUUUCAGCGCAUGUUGCUAGCGCUGGUCAGUGCUGCAAUGCUUACACCGAUUACAAGUUCGAGUACCACGACGCCAAGUGGUGCAGCUCCUACUGCUGCGGCACCUCCUCAAUCGGUGGCAUCUUUACAACAUCCUUGAGGAUCCUCGAAUGUUGUGAUAACUUCCUGUUAACAGCCAGUUCUGAAGACACCUCAGCGAUGUGUCCGGACUUUUUUGCCCAAAAUGUUUGGGUACCCAUCCUGAUCGCAGUUGGCUGCCUGGGAUCUCUGAUCUGUCUGUGUGUAGUGAUAGCAUGUUGUGUCAAGGGUGGCAAUCGGACAGGCGUCGUGGUUCAACCUGCACAACCACAGGCCAAUUUGAUAAUGGUUGCCGGAGGUUACAAUCCUGAAUACCCACAAGGCCAAUAUGGAGCUCAACAGUACCCCCAAGGCGCGUACCCGACCGGGACCAACGCAAACGUCUACCCGCUUGAAGCAGCCUACCCGCCACUCGUGAACGGAGCAGGCAACUAAAGUGCUCAUUUAUCAGAGGUUUGAUAAUGGAAAAAAAUGUACGCAUAGCAUCAUAUCUCUGGUGUACGAGAAUGACCAAAAAGUGCAGAAUCUCCAUUGGGUGCAGAUGAAUCAAUGAUGUUAGCAAUGUUUCUAGUUCCUAUCCAGACACUAUGUUCCAUACUUUUGCAUUAUUUCCUUGUGUGUUCAAUGUUGAAAAUUGUGUGCAUAAAAUGUAGAUGUAUUGCUAUAUUCAUAGAAAGCAUUGGCUUAAAUGCAUACUUUUGUUGAUUUCACAUAAUGCUUGAUUAAUUUGCAAAAAUAAAAGUU